AUGGACGUUGAAAAGAUCCAGAGCUCGUCGCGGGACGAGAAGAUCUCUCCGCCCUCGCCGUACUCAAGCGGACAAGCGGGUCAUUCGCCCACUGAAACGGCUACAACAGACGAUCCUACUCAGCAGCAAUACUACCGACAAUUUGAGGAGAACGGAGCUGAGUGGCGCGCCGACUUUGAAAAGAAGCUCAAGCGUAAGGUUGAUCUUCGCCUCAUUCCCUUACUGGUCAUUAUGUACAUCAACAACUUUAUGGACCGAUCAGCUUUGGGCCAAGCACGCCUAGGAACCCUAGAGGAGGACCUGGGGAUGGAUCCUAAUGGAACGCAAUUCAAUACAGCCAUCUCGAUUCUUUUCGUGGGCUAUAUUCUUAUGCAGCUUCCAUCUAACCUACUACUCUCGCGUCUACGCCCGUCAAUUUAUCUCGGUGGGGUUAUGAUUAUCUGGGGAGCAGUCUGUACAGCCACCGCAGCGGUUCAAAACUUCGCAGGCUUACUUGUUGUUCGAAUAUUUCUUGGCGUCACAGAGGCUCCUUUUUUUCCGGGAGCUAUUUUCCUGAUGAGUAGCUGGUAUACGAGACGAGAGCUGACUAAGAGGAUUGCGUGGUUCUACAGCGGGGUCGCUGUCGCCAAUGGCUUCAGUGGCUUGGUCAGCGCUGGUAUUCUGGCUAAUAUGGAAGGUGCAGCGGGAAUUGCAGGUUGGAGAUGGGUGUUCAUCGUCAACGGAGCUAUCUCAAUGUUCUUCGCAGUCUGUUGCACCCUCGUCCUACCAGACUUCCCACACACCACAAAGUGGUUGACACCUGAGCAACGAGCGUAUGCUGCUUGGAGGUUAAAGAUGGAUGCAGAGGAGGAGGAUGAUCGCCAUGCCACGGGUGUCUUACAGGGCCUAGUGAUGGCCCUUAAGGACUGGCGUCUCUAUGUCUUUAUGUUGAUGCUGCAUGCGAACGUUCUCGCAGGUACUUUUCAGUACAUCUUCCCAUCAAUCGUACAGACUCUCGGUUUCGGUCGUAUCGAAACCCUAUUGUUGACCGUUCCGGUGUGGUUCUUAGCGUGGUUUGUUGCUUGCGCCGUGACUUGGAAUGCGGAUCGUACAGGCGAUCGGGCGUUUCAUAUCAUUGUGGCCUCGAUAGUGUCCGGGGUGGGAAAUGUAUGCGUUGCAGCUUCCUCGAAUGUUGGUGUGCGCUUCUUGGGAAUGUUCUUAAUGCCAAUAGGCGCAGUGUCGGCUUUUCCAGUCAUGACAGCCUGGAUCGCUAACUCGUUUAUCCGGCCACUGGUUAAGCGUGCUUCUGCAAUUGCUAUUUGCAACUCAUUUGCCAAUGCAGCAUCUACGUACGGCACGUUCAUGUACCCUGCUUCGCAGGGUCCGCAAUAUCUGCCCGGUAGUGCAGGCAACGCUGUCGUCUGCCUCGCUGCUGCCCUGCUCGCUUUAGCUCUUCGCUUUAUCCACAAACGUGAGAAUAAGAAGCUAGAGAAAAUGGAAGCAGAAGGGAUACUGGACCCGGCAGCAGGUACUAGUAGUGAUCGACGGGGAUUGGGCUUUCGCUAUGUCUACUAG
Exophiala bonariae is the source of this 1554-nucleotide messenger RNA. RefSeq lists its product as uncharacterized. Gene Ontology annotation, molecular function: transmembrane transporter activity. NCBI's taxonomy places the organism in Eukaryota, Fungi, Ascomycota, Eurotiomycetes, Chaetothyriales, Herpotrichiellaceae. Gene Ontology annotation, biological process: transmembrane transport. The transcript is spliced from 5 exons. Gene Ontology annotation, cellular component: membrane. The record is from RefSeq and is a predicted model, not a curated record. The coding region runs from base 1 to 1554 and encodes 517 amino acids.